This is a messenger RNA of Lagopus muta (rock ptarmigan), 5676 nucleotides long. RefSeq names its product aminoadipate-semialdehyde dehydrogenase (gene AASDH). Gene Ontology annotation, biological process: amino acid activation for nonribosomal peptide biosynthetic process. The record is from RefSeq and is a predicted model, not a curated record. Gene Ontology annotation, molecular function: protein binding. Lineage: Eukaryota; Metazoa; Chordata; Aves; Galliformes; Phasianidae. Bases 1616 to 3979 code for a protein of 787 amino acids. The transcript has 10 exons.
UUUCAGUUUUCAUGGCUUGGUGUGUAAAUGAUGAAAAUCAACGGAAUAGAACCUGCCCAGGGCUACAGAGUCCUCAUAAGUGUUUGUGUUGGUGGAAGUUACAUUUGUGUACUUGUAUUUCAAUCUGUCCACUGAUUUCUUGCUCUAAUACAGCCCUUUCAAGAAGAAGUUGUUGGGUGACUCUUGAGCCAUAAAACUUCAGUCUGAGAACUUUCAUACUUGUAGCACUGUUUUUUUUCACACAGUGUUUCAUGGUGGUCUCUGUUCCAGUCAUCUGUAUGUAGACCUCUUCUGCUUUCCAUCCUGUGUUCCCACGUGCUGAGCAUGAACAAGCUUAGGUUGCGGUGUGCUGCUUCUGGUAUUUGCUAGCCAUAACUUCAGUUAGUCCCACUCUUGCUCGUCAGGAAGCUUCUCCAGUGAGAUCUUGCAUAUUCAAAUAGAGGAAGCUUAGCAGAACUAUUAUGGGAGUUUUAAAAAAAAAAAAAAAAAUUUUUAAUGAAGCUCUUAGACUUAAUUGUAGGCUUAGAAUGAAGCUAUGCUUGUAGCUUAGGUCUGCCAAGGUCAAAAUGUUACUUCUGAGGUUUACUUACUUGAAACAAAAAUAAUCAAAGGUGGACAUUGAAAUCGGGCUCUCUUUAGUGGAGCCUAGUGAAAGGACAAGGGUCAACAGGCACAAACUGGAGCACAGGAAGUUCCAUACAAACAGAAGGAAAAACUUCACUUUGAAUAUGACAGAGCACUGGUACAGGUUGCCCGGAGAUGUUGUGAAGACUCCUCUGGAGGCAUUCAAUACCUGUCUGGACGCUUUCCUGUGUGACUUACUGUAGGGAAUUGCUAAAGCAGAGGGUUGGUCUUGAUGUCAUCUCCAACGGUUCUUUCCAAAUCGUAUAAUUCUGUGAUUCUAAGUGUGUUUCUUAGAGAUACAGGGCUUUUACCUAUGGUUUUUUGAAACUCCACAGAUGAAGAGAUGGAGACUAGUUACUGAUUUUUAUUUUUUCUGACAUUGGAUAAUGUACUGCAGCAAAUGAUCCCACUGAUGUUACUUGGCAAGUACCAAGUACUGAAAUUGUACAAAGUGAGACAUAAGAUCUCACAGUCAUUUCACGUGUACUUUGAAACGUAAUUUUCUUUUCAUCAUUUAGCACUCUGCCAUCUUAACUCUACUAAAGACUUUGUUCAUUGUAUUUCAUAAAGAGAGUUGAACGAGUGUUGAGGCCAGUUAGCUCCGUGUUUCAUUUGCUUCCUGAAGUGUGUAAUUAUUCCUUGGCAUGACAGUUAUACAUGUGACUUGAGGUAGGCAUGUCUGAAACAUCCCAUUUCAUAGGACAAGUGAUGUGAUAUUUUAACCAGGUACUUUAACUGUUGAAGAAUGAAAAUGGUAGAUAGCCAGAAACUAAUUUUCCUGCAAAACUCCUUAUAAAUAAGCAAGGAGUUUUCUGUGGAAGCAAUGUAAUAUGUCCUGUUAUUAAAUAUCUGCUAUGCAGAAAAUGUGAGGUCUUCUGCGGCACUGACGUUUUCUGAUUCUAGUGUUAUGUUCUGAUUUCUUCAAGUUCAAAUGUUACUUUCUCCUUUCUGAAGCUGUUUUUUCCUACUUCUUGUCUGUGCUGCAGAGAUAAUGUGUUGUUUUUCUGUUUGUACUAAGGUAGAAUUGGAACAUUUGAAAACUCCUAUAGUCUGUGAUUAUCUCCCCCUUUUCACAUCACAGCCUGCUCCCCCUAAGGGAACUGAUUUCCCUGUCCCUUUGGGAUCACCGCUCCUUGGAACAACGGUUGAGAUCAGAGAUGCCAAUGGUUCUGUGGUUCUAGAAGGCGAGGGACAAAUAUUUAUAGGUGGUGAAGAACGCAUCUGCUUUCUUGACGAUGAGAUAAUUGUACCACAGGGCACAAUGAGAGAAACAGGAGAUUUUGUAAGAGUGCAGAAUGCAGAGAUAUUCUUUUUGGGUCGGAAAGACAAUCAAAUCAAACGUCAUGGCAAGCGUUUUAAUAUUGAAUGUUUGCAGCAGGCUGCUGAAGAUCUUUGUCAGGUAGAAGCUUGUGCAGUGACCUGGUAUCAGCAGGAAAAACUUAUCCUAUUUGUGGUUCCCAAGGGUGAUUUAGAAGAGAGAGAAAUUCUUCAUGAACUCCAAAAACAUCUGCCAGCUCAUGGAAUUCCUGAUGAGCUUGUACAGAUUAAAACUUUGCCUUUAACAUCACAUGGCAAAGUUGAUAUAUCUGAACUGAACAAGAUUUACCACUACCAUCUAAGAUCCAGAAGGCGUGACAGUAAGCUGAGUGGCGCAGAGGAACUGUGGGAAAGAUUGCAGUAUUUAUGGAAGUCCAUUCUGGAUCUCCUAGAUGAUUCAAGUGGAAUUCCUAAAGAUGCAGUAUUUUUGCACAGUGGUGGAGACUCUUUAAAAGCACUACAGUUUCAUGAUGAAAUUGAGAUGCUAGUAGGCAGAGGUGUUCCUGGGCUCCUUGAAGUUCUUCUUAGCCGCUCAAUUGAGGAGGUUUAUAAGCAUAUUCUUAAAACUCUGUUUCCAGAUGAAGACCAACUAAUAAAUGAUGACAAUGUUUUGAAAAGAAAGCUAAGUAACAACAGUGGAGAGGAAAUUCACAGAAAAUAUGCUAAACUGAAAUCUGAAGGAUAUCUUAAUGUCACUCCAGGAUUAAUUUCAUUUAUAGCACUGAGAAGAGGAAAUCAUUUUUUUUCUAUGGAUUUCACCAACUCUUUUAUGCAACCCAGUAGUACAGUACAGGUGGGAGGGGAGUCAGUACAACAACCAUCCUUUUUGCGUGCCGUGACUCCAAGUAUAACAAAAAGCCACGUGCAAGGGCAUGAAAAGGAGAACAGGACUUUAACAAUUACCAACAAAGAAGAGAAAACUGACUGCUGCUCUGUGCAGCAAAUCUGUGCAGAAUGCAAUCAUGUAACAACAGCAGAGUUGGCAUUACGCACAAGAUGGAAGUCAAAUACAAGAAAAUGUGUUGAUGCAUCACCGUUGAUUGUAAUAUCAUCUAAAGAUGAAGAAUCUGCAUCUGUAUUUGUUGGCUCUCACUCUCACACAAUGCAGGCUAUUGAUCUAGAUACAGGAGAAGUGAAAUGGGAGAAGAAUCUUGGAGAUCGUGUUGAAUCUUCUGCCUGUGUAUCGAAGUGUGGAAAUUUCAUUGUUGUUGGUUGUUAUGAUGGCUUAGUGUAUGUGCUCCAAAGCACUGAUGGAGAAACAUACUGGACUUUUGCCACAGAAGAUGCUGUGAAAAGCUCUGCAGUGGUAGAUCCUUCCAGUGGAUUAGUCUACGUAGGAUCGCAUGACCAGCAUAUGUAUGCUUUGGAUAUUUAUGAAAAGAUGUGUGUAUGGAAAUUGCAUUGUGAAGGUGGAGCUGUGUUUUCAUCUCCUUGUCUGAGCUCUUUUCCACAUCACGUUUAUGUUGCUACACUAGGAGGACUGUUACUGGCUGUCAACCCGGUGACAGGGAAUAAGAUUUGGAAGAGUUUUCUGGGAAAACCACUUUUCUCUUCUCCUCACUGCAAUGAGAAGUGUGUUUGUAUUGGAUGUGUGGAUGGAAACUUAUACUGUUACAGUCAUUGUGGAGAAAAGGUUUGGCAGUUUUCCACUAAUGGACCAGUGUUUUCAUCUCCGUGCAUCUCAAGCUUAACUAAGCAAGAAGUAUUUUUUGGAUCCCAUGAUCACUUUAUUUACUGUUGUAAUACAGAGGGUGAUUUACUGUGGAAAUUCAAAGCCACUUCAAGUGUAUAUGGAACGCCAUUUGUUUUCCAACGUAAUGACUCAAAGAACAAAGUUCUUUUGGCAGCAGUAUCUACAGAUGGCAAAGUGUGGAUCUUGAAUGCUAGGAGUGGAACAGCAGAAGGAACAGAUACGCUUCCAGGAGAGGUUUUCUCAUCACCUGUAGUAUGGGGAACAAAGCUUGUUGUUGGCUGUAGAAAUGAUUAUGUCUAUUGCCUAGAUUUGUACGUAACAGGAAAAAAGGAACAAGGAUGUUAGACUGCUGCUGCUUAAUUGUUUACAUUUGUAAAUUAAGAACUUGAAGACACUGUCUACCUCUCUGCCUAUUUUGCUUUAGGCAAAAGCUGCUUUGUGCAGCUUUCUCAACAUUUUGCACCACUGCAAAGGCAGGUAAGUGAUGUUUGUUGGCUUGCUGUACUGACUGAAGGAUGACUGCUCAGCACUAGCCACAGGUUUCACUGUCCCUCCCUCAUUUCCCUGCCCAGACUGAAGAAAGAAAGAGUGUUUCAAGUUGUUUGGAUCUGAGUGUUGUGCUUUUACCUGUGUAGCAGGAAAAUGAAAGUCAGUAGUUUGGCUUCAAGUACUUGUAUGGUUGGAAGAAACUCUGGUAAGGUGCCACACUGUGUGACUGGAAUUAACAUUCUUGUCUCCCUGAGGGAGGAAUGUAUUCCUUUCUGUGAAUCCUAAGAUGCUAAGGUAGCCAACAUUCUUUGUUCAGUCUAACUUUUAAUUGAUUUCUGAGAAGGUAGCCUGCAUUCUGUGUACAUAAUUAAUAUUAAUAAUCUACAGCAAGUUGGGGCCCUCCCUGGCUUCGCUUCAUCUGAGUCUCUAUUUUUCUCUAUGGAAGUCAGCACUAGUCACUUACUGUAUUCUAAAGUGUCUAUUAGGUGUCAAUGACAGUUCCCAUAUGAGUUCCUAGAUGGGGUAUGCUGUGUUCAAAUCAAAGCCUGCCAAGCUAUUUUUGAAGAAAUUUCAAUUAAUGCUAACUAUAGUGUUUACAGAGUGCUAUUCAUAAGGGAUUAUAUAGGUUUUUUUGUUAUCAUAAACAUCUUAAAAAGAAUUACUUAAAAAGAAUCAGUAAUGCAAAGCAAGGAUUUGCAGACAGAAGCACUCUUAACUCAAGAGUAUCUUCCUGAUUACAACCUUCUUAAAAAGCUAUUGUAGAAGCUAUCAGUCAUCUCUCCCCUUCUUGAAUCAUCUCCUUCAAAUUCUAACAUUCUGAGUUAGUUAAAAAGUAAGUGAAGUUGCAGAGGCUACAUUACAUGUCUCAUUCAUCCAUUUUACUGUUAGGAGACAGGCACAGGCAGGACACUUGUAGUAGCAUCAGUUCUGUUAUAAAGCAAACCUGAAGUACACAGACAGCAAAAAGAGACACAGAAUUGAUACAUCCCUGAUAAUUUUGACUGGGUUAUAGUUUAAUUAGAAUUAAAAUGACAUUAGUAUAAUAAACAAUUGCACUUUAAAACAUUUGAAAAAUUAAAAAAGUACACAACAAAUACCCCACAAUUAUACAUCUUAUAGUUUUUUUAUACAUUACUAUAUGAACAUAGAGGUUAAUCAUAUAUAACCUGGUCAGAAGGAAUGCUAUUAAUAUGUAUAAGUUACAAAAAUUGAGACAAUAUACUACAUAGUGGUUUGUUUGGUUUUUAAAACAUUUUUGUGUUUUAAAGUCAGAAGUAAUGGUUUGUGGUGGUUGGGUUUUAUUUGUUGUUGCGUUGUUGUUGUUUUUAAACAGAUUUCCAACACUUUAUCAGAAACAGCUGCAACAAAGCUAAAGCAAAGUAACACUUCACUUCAUUGGUAUUUAGUGCAAAUUUUUGUUAGUUUAUCAUGAAAUGUCACUGUUGAACAUGUAUGUUUUAGAAAUGUUUCCAUCAGGUUCUGUACGUAUUACAGAUUCUAUUAUUACACUAGAUACCUUUAUGGUUGAAAAAACAAUCUGGUUUGAAGCUUUA